CUCAUCUCCAGAUUCAAUAUCUCCUAUGACUUUCAUCCCCGUUUCAGCGCGAGCAUAAUCCGCUUUCGCGGUUUGAGGUGGGAGUUUAUCCUUCCAGGCUGGAGGCAGUUCAAAAUCCUGGCUCUUUAAUUGCUUGAAUAUUAGCUCGCGUGUGUCCUUUGACUUCAAGGGUCGCAAGGAUAUCGGAUCUCGAAUAUAGAAGGCGUCGACCGCCGGUGAUAUAUAAGCCGGUUUCAUGUGUAGGAUGUGCGCAAGCUUCCGAGGAAUAGUAAUUGGGGACGUGUGGAGGUUGUCAGCAAUCUGUUUCGGGUAAUUUCGAAGUCGAUAAAACGCCUCGGCUUCGAUCGUUGGGGAAUGCAUUAAUCGUUUAGGUUCUACAAGAAUUAUUUCCCUCGCCUCUCGAAAUGUUAGAGGUUUAAGGGUCGAUCCUUUGACUCUAUCUGGUUUGAUGAUGAGUAGUUGUUUCUUGUGAAUCCAAACCUGGAAGAUGUUAGCAUAUCGAAUCUAGUUCUAGGAGUAUUCAUCACCUACUCUAUGAUUUGCAACCUCUGGUUCGAGCCAGGAUGGCAGUGUUGCUGCGGCUUCCACUAGCAAAAACUCGCCAUCACUAUCCGAGACCUUCACCCAUAGGUCCUCAAACUGUCGUGUCAACUCCCGCAAUAUAUAAACAAUAACCCAUUCGUCCUCGAUUGAGUCGCCAUAUACAGUUCGUCCACGAAGUAAAUUCAGUCCUAUCGCAAGUUCGCGAAAGAUAUGGUUAGUUUUCCUACGUCUGGGCGCCCUCCAAAUACUUUGGUAUCCGAGGGCCAACUAAACGAACCUGCUCACCAUCUUCUCGAAUCAUUUCCAACAUAAACGCAUCACGCUGCCAUAUAUAGUCUUUCAAGUGCGUUUUCGCGAGCUCUGCUGCGGCUCUUUGGACUUCGGCGAGGCGGUUCCGAAUUAAAUCAGCACCACCUCCUGUGCAGUCGGUAUUACCUGGGGAAAUCCAAUACAGUGAAUAUUCGAUGCAAUCAUCUGGGAUCUGGGGUUUAGGAAUAGGGCGAAAUGUAGACCUAAACCACUCGAUAUCCUCAUCUGUAGGGGGCGCCAUGUUGAUAUUAAUCCAACGUUGCUAUCUAUUCACUUUCAGGGCAACCUUUGAAUAUUUUUCCAGUCACAAUGACCUCACCAAUUCUGCAAACACCCGGGCCGAUGUUUUGCCGAUUGAAAAUACGCAGCGGGAGUGCGCUACGCCCGAUUAGGCUAGAUGUAAACAUCGCAGCAUCCAAGAAUCCAAACCCAUCUUUCCGCAUCGUCACCGCGUAUUUUAUUUCUCACCAAGGUUCUGGGGGGUACGCAUUCCCAUUCAAUGAUUUUCCUUAUAAUGAAUAUACGACCAGCCCAGCACGAUUCAGGUUAACCGUCAUCUAUAGGGCAAAAAUGGCACUGCCUUACAUCGAUACCCCACGCACCGAAAUUGAUGGGAACGCGACUUAUUUGACCAAUGGCUUCCGCAGCGUUGCGCGAAACAAUUUGUCGGCUUUAGGCUCCGUUGAAAACUCAUUUCAAUCGCCUUCCAAAGACCAUGAUUUAAUCAAAGGCUUCGAAACUGGGCGAAGUCGAAAGCGUUCUGAAUUCAGCCUAAAAACGCCCAGAGCGGGCUCACGACUAAACCCGACGAGAAAUGCUCUCCAUGACCGCCGCAAUCUUCCAACUAUCCCCCCGCCCAAGGGAGAAUUUACUCCGAUGUUGAAUAGCGUUUCCAGGAAUAACUUUAUCCGACAUAAUAAUUCGACACGUCGACGCUCUGGGCCUGAAACGCCAGCGGCUUUGAGAAAUGGAUAUCACAGUAACCGCAAUACCCCGGGGUUGCCAAACAUGGAUAUGACUGGAUAUGGCGAUGACUCCACGAACCUUGACGGUGACCCUACGCCCGUUCCACGGAUAGCCAGCAGCAGCGCUCAGAGCACCCCUCUCCCUACCCUGCCAGGGAGGAAUGGCAACGUUGUCGGGGAUGGACAUAAUAUGAUGACAUUAAAGGAACAAGAAAAUGUUAUUAAUAAACUCGACAAGGAGAAUUUCGGUCUAAAAUUAAAGAUCCAUUUCUUAGAGCAAAAUUUUAAGUUGUCGAAACCCGAAUUUGCCCAAGCCGCGAUACAAGAAAACACCGAACUCAAGGUCACGAAACUCACGAUGGAGAGGGAUUUACAUCAAUGCAAAAAGAGUCUUCGGCGCGCGGAGCAGGAUUUGGCCGGAUGUCAGGUUGAAUUACAAGAGCUGCAGGCACAGGCAAAUCGGAGACACGUUAAUGAAAAUGUGCAGAGAGAAUUGGACCAAAUGCGCGAAGACUUGGAGAGCAAAGAAAACGAACUUCAUGAGCUGCAAGAGGAGUUGGAAUCUAUGAAAGAAAAUGAGUCAGAAAGUUUACAGCAACUUCGGGAAGAGAUACAAGAUCUUCAAUAUGACCUCAGACAGAAGAACGAACUUGUUGAGAACCAGAAAGAGGAGAUUGAAAAUCUGAAGGAAAAGCAGCAAGAUGAGAAGAGCUCGGUUGCUGAGCUUGAAGCCGAACUUCAACGGGCCAAGGAGCAGUUAGAGGACCUCCAAAAGAGUCUAGAGGAAGCCAGGUCAGAAGCAAGGGAAGCAAAGUCAAAGUGUGAAGAGGCGAUUGAAGAGAAGGAACAAGCCGUGAAAGAUUUGAAGGAACUUCAAGAUGAAAUGACUGACAAAUCCUUCUACACAAAGGGGCUCAGUCGCCAACUCGAGGAGAAAGCUCACAAGUUGGAGGACGAACUUAACAAACUCCGGAAGGAGCAUAAUGUACUGGAGGAAAAUUUCCAGAGUAAGACUCGGGAGGUAGCCAUGCUUGAAGAUGAAAUUGAAGGGCUUAAAGAGGACCUAUCUGCCGAGAAAGCGAGGAUGCAAGACGAUAUUGAUUUAGCACAGCAUGAGCGGGACAUUGCUAGAAGGGAACGGGACGACAUUUCGGAACGUCUACACCACGCCGACGACGAUAUUCGAAAUGGAGAGAAUGCGAAGGAUGUCUUGAAAACUCGACAUGAUGCCCUUACAAACGAGUCUGCUAGUCUUCAGCGUGAUCUGGCCCAGGCAAAGACGAGGAUAUCGAAUCUUGAAGAACAAAUCGAGGCGGAAAGGGACCAAUACAUGAACGACACGGACAAACUCCGAUUGCAGCAUAGGAAUCAGCUAGACCAACUUCACGAUGAAAUAGAGUCCCUCAAACAUGACAUCGAAGAUCGAGAGGGUCAGCAUGCAACAGAUCGGGAUAGGUGGGAUAGUCUGAAACGGAGUUUGGAACUUCAAAAGGAGAAGGUCGAACAACAAGCCGCUGGGUAUAAACGGACGAUAGACAAACUACAGAACGUCGAAACAACACUAUCUAGUCGAGAAGAUAAACUCCAAAAUAUCAUCGAAAGCGAGAAGCAACGCCAUCUACAAGACGAGGAACUACUGAACCGCCAAAUCAAAGAGCUUAAUGAUGAUAUUGCGUCCAAACGCCAAGCUGCCGAAAGUCAGAGGCAGGAACUACUGAGUGUUAAAGAAGAAUUAAGGGCAGCUAGGCGGGAAGAAAGCAGCCUAAGAGAGAAGUUGCAAGCCUUAGAGGAUGAUAUUGUGGUAUUGCAAGCUACUCUUGAGGAAGAGAGAGCCUUUGCCGGAAAUCAGCAGAAAUCGGGCGCUUCAGAUCUGGAGAAACAGUUGCAAGCGGCUAAUAAAGAGAGACAAGUUGCUCGGGACAACCUAGCCAACGCGAACAUCGAGAUUCAUAAUCUACGCAUGGCAUCUGCUGAACUAGAAGCUGAGCGUGAUGAAUUGCAAAGCCAAAUCCGUCGAAUUCAAGGCCAAGUCGAUGAUACUUAUCGCCUCGAUCAGGAAAAGAUUGACCUCCGAAAAUCUAAGCUGAGACUCGAAAACGAGUUGAGCCGCCUGAGAGACGAAAAGAGAACUUUGUUGGAAACCAAAGACAAAUUACAAGCCGAUCUUGACAAUGAAAUCGUACGGGCGGCAGCAGAGGAGAAUCGACUGUCUGGAGAGAUUGAUCAACUGCAAGAUAAGAUAUUCAUGUCAUCAGAAAGGCGCGACCGUGAACUCGUUGCCGCUAGAAGCAAAGCUGAGCGACUUGAAUUACGUACCCGAGAACUCGAGACCCUCCUAAACAACCAGGCAUCUCCUCGCGUGGAAGCGUCCCUGUCACCCGACUUUUCAAUCCUGCGGCGAAGCUUGGAAGAUGCACGACGCCAAGAAAGAGACGCACUUCAGCGUGAAUCGACGCUCAAGGCCUCUAUCCGCGACCUGAAAACGCGUAUCGUAGAAUUGGACCGGGAAAAUCAUGAGCUCAAAGCAAAAGAGCUAACAACUCGCUCUUCCAACGGGUCUCCGACAACACUUGAAGUCCAAGGGGAACUUCGAAGCCUCCGCAGCCAGCUCCUUGACAUGCACAAGUCCAUGAAAGAUCUAAAAAGCCAAAACCACGAAUUGCAACAUGCCACAGUAAACGAAGAGGAGCGUAAAGACCUGCACGAAUUGCUUAAAUCCUCGACUCUUGAAGCCGAAUCUCUAGCAGUGCGACUUUCCGAGCGUGACGCCCGUGUUAAUGAAUUGAGAAUACACCUACGGAGAGUGCGUGACGAGCGCGCCAUUUCCAUGAAGAAAGCAGACGCGGCUCAUCGCGAGCUAGAGUCAUUACAAGACCGAUACGACGCUCUACUAGAUGAGUUGACGCAGCAUUCAGAACGAAAAGGAAGGCAUGCCAGGGAAAUAAAUGGCUUAGGCAAGGAAAUUAUGUGGUUAAGGGCACGAUUGGCCCGGGAGGAGAAGUUCCGCAGGGACCUUGCGUGGAGUAAGGGGCUUAUGGAGCUGGGUGAACGGGUUCGGAUUGCCUGUAACGAAACCGAUCUCAAAAUGAUCGCUGAAAUGGGAGUGAAGCCCCCAAGCCCUCGAAAGAAAUUUAACCCUCGGCUAAAACUCAAAGCUGUAGCCUGCACAAUCUUGGCUGUCUGCCGGAUGCAGAUGAUGAGUGCCGAAUGGAGCAAGUCAAAGAAGCUUGGUGAAGGCCUUCGCAGAGCAAAGGGGGAGGUAUUGAAGAAAAGGGAGAGUAUGAGAAGGAAAGCCGUACCGGCUGAGAGUAUUUGAUAUACUCUGGUCUAAAGGUUCCCAUUCUCGUUUCUUCUACGUCUGUUUCCUUAUUUCUAUGCGAUCUACAAAUUUCUUGACUUUUAGAGGAUUGAAUUGGAGAGUAUUUCUCGCCUGAUGUUCAUCCAUUGCUUACCAUGUACAGCACUUGAUGGUUCUUUUGCCCGGUGUUUCUGGGGUUCUCUACCGUUGCUCUACGGAGCUUUUUCCCUGUGUUCUUUUCCUUUUUAUAACCCCGCUUGCAUAAUGAUGAUCUUCAACUCUCUCGUUUAGUUGGUUUCUGCUUGAUAGGCAAGCCUUAUAUAUAUGAUGUACAUUGGCGUUCUCAAUAAUUAGUUUCUGGCGUUCUGGGUUUCUUCUUAUUUGCAUGUAAGACGCAAGGCAUCCAUAAUUAUUUAUUCUAUACCGCUCACUAUUUCCGCUUUUGAGUCGCGCCCGGCUGAAAUGAUAAUAGAAAUGUGUGGAUGAUAGAGGGGAGUGGAGAUAUGACAGAUCAUCCAAAGUUUUUUAAUUACCGGGGAAGUGAGGAAUGUACCUGAGCGGAAUGAGAUGAACAAAAGUGCCAAAAACCAAUGUGAGUAUCGUCAUCCGGACGAGAAAGGGGGUUGAGGUUGGCUAGCCAGAGGCGCUCAUCAUAAAUAUUCCAUCUGAGGAAAGAGAUAGCAAAAUAAUCAAGCGACAAUAAGGGUAGCAGAACUUGAUAACAAAGACGAAAAUGCGCCUCGCAACCAUUCAUAAUUCAUUCAUCAGAACUGGACAAGGGCGCCUCAUAACAUCCAGAGAAGCAACAUGUAUGACUCUAAAUAGAAAUGUAAAACGGAAACAUGUAAUAUAUCACGAUCCAUCACUACCAAACUCCUGCGUCCAUUCGUUAUUUUUCUUCAAAUCGUCUUCGCUCACGGUGGGGCGCGAAGACUUCAACGCCUUGAUGAAAUCUCUGAGCAGAAGUGGUGGCUCG
Messenger RNA from Blastomyces gilchristii SLH14081, 6091 nucleotides. Its product is annotated as spindle-pole body protein. The record is from RefSeq and is a predicted model, not a curated record. Lineage: Eukaryota; Fungi; Ascomycota; Eurotiomycetes; Onygenales; Ajellomycetaceae. The transcript has 5 exons. Gene Ontology annotation, cellular component: microtubule organizing center. The coding region runs from base 1162 to 5133 and encodes 1323 amino acids.